Molecule: messenger RNA, 822 nt
Organism: Erigeron canadensis
Lineage: Eukaryota; Viridiplantae; Streptophyta; Magnoliopsida; Asterales; Asteraceae
Exons: 1
Coding region: 1-822 (273 amino acids)
Source: RefSeq, a predicted model, not a curated record
AUGACAGUCUUGUUGAUGAAGAUCAUCGUCGUUUGUACAAUGAUUCUUUUAUUCGAGCCAUCUCUGUUCCUCACUUACUUACUUGAAUGUUCACCAGGUUAUCCUUGUGUAGUUGGCAGCUCUCACGGUUUGUUGUGCUUUAAGAUAAUUGAAAAGGAUUAUAAUUAUGAUUACUCUAACUUUAAUAUUAAUGAGAUGGUUGUUCUUUGGAAGCUUUCAAUAUGGAAACUCAUUCGUAUUCCAGUGCCUGAUUUCCCGAAUUAUAACUUUAGUAUUUAUAUGAGUGGGAAUUCUAACUAUGGUGAUGAUGAUGUUGUUGGUUUUGGGGUUUGUCCUGUCACUUUUGAUCCUACUAUUCUCAAGAUUAAACGUAUUGAUUAUCGGUCAGAAGCAAAAGAUAAAUGCCUCCUUUGGAGAGUUAGAGUUUUUACUUUGAGCAGGGGGACUUGGAGUAUUCUAUCUACCGGUCUUCACUGUGAGUCAAUUAGACUUAGAGGGUCUGAGGUUGUUAUCGAUAAGUUUAUUUAUUGGGUUGCUUUUGAUAUGCUUCAUUCUAAAGAUGGUCAAUCACCUUUUCUGGUCAUGUCAUUUGAUUUGACCGCCAAGGAAUUUAAAGAGAUAAAUCUCACGGAUUGUUUAUCAAACCGACUUUGUAGAAUUCAAACUAUAUCUGAGCUACGGGAGUCUCUUGUUUUGAUUGAAUACCAUAAAGAGAAAGGCGUAUCAGUUUGUUGUCUAUGGAUGAUGAAGGAGCAAGGUGUUAAUAGAUCGUUUACAAAGCUAUACAACAUCAACGUGCCACACUGCCACAUGCCAAAAUAA